AUGAGUAAUCUUUCACUCCAAAAAAGGCUUGCCGCUUCCGUUCUUAAAUGCGGAAAAGGAAGAGUAUGGCUUGACCCAAAUGAAGCAUCUGAAAUUAGUUCUGCUAAUUCACGCGCCAAUGUUCGUCGUCUCAUUAAAGAUGGUCUUGUAAUCAAGAAACCAGUUGUAGUUCAUUCUCGCUUCCGCGCUCGUAUGUACCAAGAAGCUCGCAGAAAAGGACGUCAUUGUGGUCUUGGUAAACGUGUUGGUACAGCUAACGCUCGUAUGCCAGGAAAGGUUCUUUGGAUUCGCCGUAUUCGUGUUUUAAGACAUUUACUCAAAAAGUAUCGUGAUGCUGGAAGAAUUGACAAACAUUUAUACCAAGAACUUUAUCUUCGUGCUAAGGGUAACGCUUUCAAGAACAAGCGUAAUCUUCAAGAAUAUAUUUUCAAAAAGAAGGCUGAAAAUAUUCGUGCCAAACAACUUAUUGACCAAGUUGAAGCUGCUAAAGCUAAGGCCAAGGAAACCCGUAAACGCCGUGAAGAAAAGAUGGUACAAAAAAGACAAGCUGUCAUAAGAAAAGUUUCUGAAUCCGAAAAGGAAUCCAAAGGCAAGAAGAGAACAAAUUGUUCUUUUAUUGUUGGUGUUUCCUAUUGUAAUAAUGAUACUGAAUCUUUAUCAAAUAGUAACAAUGUAGAAGAUGAUGAAGUUAAGAAAGAGUUAUUUGUUGAACCUCCAAAAGCUCAUCUAUCUAAAGAAGAAAUUGAAAAUUUAGCAAUUUCUAGUAAAACUUUUCAAUUUGAGGCAGAAAUUUCUCGUAUGAUGAAACUUAUUAUAAAUUCUCUUUAUAAAAAUAAAGAAAUUUUUGUAAGAGAACUUAUUUCAAAUGCUGCUGAUGCACUGGAUAAAAUUCGCUUUCUUUCAUAUCGUCAAAAGGAUGCUCUUUCAGCAACUGAAGAUUUACUUAUUCGUAUAAAAAGUGAUCCUGAAGCUAAUACUAUCACCUUAACAGAUACUGGAAUUGGUAUGACAAAAAAUGAACUAAUUACUCAUCUUGGGACAAUUGCUAAAUCAGGUACUGCUAAUUUUAUAGAAAAAAUUAUGAAUGCUUCAAACACUGAUGAACAAAACAGUUUAAUUGGUCAAUUUGGAGUUGGUUUUUAUUCUGUAUUUUUGGUUUCAGAAAAAGUUGUUGUUCGUUCAAAGCACAAUAAUGAUAGUCAAUAUAUUUGGAUUUCUGAUGCUAGUACAUACACAGUUAUUAAAGAUCCAGAAGGAGAUACAUUAAAAAGAGGUACAGAAGUUACGCUUUAUUUAAAAAAAGAUGCUAAAGAAUUUUCUGAUCUUUCUAAACUUCGCCAUCUUAUUCAUACAUAUUCUCAAUUCGUAACAUUUGACAUUUAUGCUUAUGAAAAGGAGUCUAAUAGUGAAGAAAAAAAAAGUAGUAAUGAAAAUGAUAAAGUAAGCGAAAAACCUGUUGCAAAAUAUGCCUGGAAUAAAAUAAAUGGAUUUAAACCAUUGUGGGUAAGACAUCCAAAAAAUGUAACAGAAGAAGAAUAUGAACGAUUUUACAAUGGUCUCAUAUUGAAUCCAUUCGAUCGUUUACCUUCACUUGGACGUGUACAUUUUCAUACUGAGGGUGAUGUUGUUUUCAAAGGAAUAUUUUAUAUACCAGGUAAAAUAAAUGAAAAACUGAAGGAUAAUGUUUUGACUAUUACAAAAUUAUUAAAAUUAUAUGUUAGAAGAAUUUUUAUAACUGAUGAAAUGAGUGAAAUUAUCCCACGAUAUUUAUCAUGGGUUGCUGGUGUUGUGGAUUCUGAUGAUUUACCUUUAAAUGUUUCUCGUGAAGUUCUUCAAGCUUCUAAACUUUUACGUUUAAUAAGCAAGAAAGUUGUCAAAAAAAUUUUGGAUAUGAUUAUUAAACUUAAAGGUGAAGCUUUUGAUAAAUUUUAUGAAAUGUAUUCACGAAAAAUGAAACAUGGAAUACUUGAAGAUCCUGAAAAUGCUAAUAAAAUUGCAAAAAUACUAAGAUUUAAUAGUUCAUAUGAGGAAAGUGUAACAUCUUUAGAAGAUUACGUCUCUCGAAUGAAAGAGAAUCAGAAAGAAAUUUAUUAUCUUGCAGGUGAAACUAUACAUGAAAUUAAGACAUCACCUCUUAUUGAAAAAUAUAUUAACAAUAAUAUCGAAGUUCUUUAUUGUCUUGAUCCUCUUGAUGAAAAUGUUUUCGAAGAACUUAGAAUGUUUAAAAAUAAGAAAUUUCGUAAUCUAGCUUUAAACAGUAAUGAUGAUAAUGGUAAAUCAGAAGUAAGGAAAGAUGAUGAAACCGAUUUUGAACAAGAAUAUGAUUUGCUUAUUGAAUGGUUUAAGAAACAUAUAAUGGAUAAUAAAAUUGAAAAAAUUGUUUUAUCAAAGAGACUUUACACAUCUCCUGCAGCUUACGUUUCAGCAGAAUAUGGCAUUUCGGGAUAUCGUGCAAAACUUAUUCGAGCCACUCAAAUAUUAAGUAAAACAAGUGCUGACGAUAUUUUAGAUAAAUUACGUUAUAAUUUUGAAAUCAAUCCAAAUAACGAUAUUAUAAAAAUGCUUUUAGAAAUGGUUAAGGAAAAUGAAUAUGAUGAAUCAGUAAUAAAUAUAGGUCACAUGAUUUCUGAUAUUGCAAAAUUAAGAUCCGGAUUUAUUAUUGAAAGACCUGAUGAAUUUGAAUCCAGAAUUCAAGAACUUAUAAAAGGAAGUUUACAAUUACCAAAACCAUUGUCUACACCUUUAAUGGAAAAUGAAGGUAUGUGUAGUAAAGAAAAAUGUGAAAGCAAAUCUUCCCAUUCUGAGCUUUAA
This is a messenger RNA of Strongyloides ratti, 2811 nucleotides long. RefSeq names its product Endoplasmin. Gene Ontology annotation, molecular function: structural constituent of ribosome; ATP-dependent protein folding chaperone; ATP hydrolysis activity. NCBI's taxonomy places the organism in Eukaryota, Metazoa, Nematoda, Chromadorea, Rhabditida, Strongyloididae. Gene Ontology annotation, biological process: protein folding; translation. Gene Ontology annotation, cellular component: ribosome; cytosolic large ribosomal subunit. The record is from RefSeq and is a predicted model, not a curated record. The transcript has 6 exons. The coding region runs from base 1 to 2811 and encodes 936 amino acids.